This is a messenger RNA of Microdochium trichocladiopsis, 1458 nucleotides long. Its product is annotated as Ssl1-like-domain-containing protein. Gene Ontology annotation, molecular function: zinc ion binding. Gene Ontology annotation, cellular component: transcription factor TFIIH holo complex; transcription factor TFIIH core complex. Gene Ontology annotation, biological process: regulation of transcription by RNA polymerase II; DNA-templated transcription; nucleotide-excision repair. The record is from RefSeq and is a predicted model, not a curated record. Bases 1 to 1458 code for a protein of 485 amino acids. Lineage: Eukaryota; Fungi; Ascomycota; Sordariomycetes; Xylariales; Microdochiaceae. The transcript is spliced from 2 exons.
AUGGCCGACUCGGACGGUGAAUACAAUGGCGACAACGCGUCGGACGACGAGUUCCAGGUGAACGGCGGCUCGGGCCCGGGCACGCGGUCACGCAACGACAAGAAGGGCAGCCGCAAGGCAGGGAAGGCUGCAUGGGAAGACAUACAGCGGUCAUGGGAUCAGAUAACGGAGGGCGUCGACGGCUCGCUGGCGGCGACGAUAGAAGGUCUCGCCGAGGCCGAGAAGCGCGCGCGGCUCCUGCGUGACACGACGCCGCUGCAGCGCGGCAUCAUCCGCCACCUCGUACUCGUCCUCGACAUGUCGCAGGCCAUGGCAGAGAAGGACAUGCUACCCACGCGGCAUACGCUGACCAUGGCGUAUGCGCGCGACUUUAUCCGCGAGUACUUUGAGCAGAACCCCAUAUCGCAGCUUGCCGUCAUUGGCAUGCGCGAUGGUAUUGCUGUGAGGAUAAGCGACAUGAGUGGCAACCCAGCCGAGCACCACGAGAAUCUGAAGGAAUGGACGAAGAAGGACCCCCAGGGCAGUCCAAGUUUACAAAAUGCCCUCGAGAUGUGCAGGGGUGCUCUAUUUCACACCCCCACACACGGCACACGCGAAGUACUCAUAAUAUACGGAGCGCUCAUGUCAAGCGACCCGGGAAACAUCCAUGAUACCCUAACAUCCCUGAUCAAAGACAGGAUACGAGUCUCCAUCAUCGGCCUGGCGGCACAGGUCGCCAUUUGCGCCGAGAUAUGCAGCAAGACAAACGGAGGCAGCCUGUCGAAUUACACAGUUGCUCUGCACGAGCAGCAUUUCAGGGACUUGCUACUGGCAGCGACGACACCUCCCGCUACACGCGUCGAGGAGCAGAACACGGCGAGCUUGCUCAUGAUGGGAUUCCCCUCGAGAACACUCGCUGCAGGAGACAGCAUACACUACUGUGCCUGCCACAGCCGGCCAACAAGGGAGGGCUACCUAUGCACGAGGUGCGGCGCGCGUGUCUGCCGCCUCCCAUCCGAAUGCCCAGCCUGUUCCCUGACUCUAAUUCUAUCUACGCACCUGGCACGGUCAUACCACCAUUUGUUCCCGCUGCGGAACUGGGUCGAAGUCUCCUGGACAGAAGCCAAAGCGAAACGCUCCCGUGCAUGCUACUCGUGCAUGGCACCGUUCCCAGAAAUACCAGCACACAUCACGAAGCCGAACAAACUAGACAAGGCUGCGGGCGGCGGCACCACGGCGGGCGCCGUGGCUGCGAGGGCAAUCGAAGGCCUGAGCGAGUCUGGCCGGUACGCGUGCGCGGUGUGUGGGAACCACUUCUGCAUCGACUGCGACCUGCUCGCCCACGAGGUCCUGCAUAACUGUCCAGGAUGCCAGAGUGAUACGCGGGGCUUGACGCGGGACCUGAACGUGGCGGGACUGGAGACGUCCGCAGAGGCGGCGGGAGAUCAUACGAACGGCGCGAUGGACAUUGAUACAUAG